AUGGGUCGAGUUUCUUUCGCCGAGGAUACCAAACUGCCUGACGAGACCUAUAUUGAAGAGGAACCCACAAAGGUAUACGAGUACCAAGAUGGCCCGGAGAACAAGUCCUGGGCGGGUGCGCUCCCCUUGAAACAGGGUCUGUACGAUCCUUCCUUGGAGAAGGAUGCUUGCGGUGUGGGUUUCGCUGCCCACAUCAAGGGCAAGGCCAGCCACAAGAUCGUUACCGAUGCGCGUUCAUUGCUCUGCAACAUGACCCAUCGUGGUGCCGUAGGAUCAGACGCACGAGAUGGUGACGGUGCAGGUGUCAUGACUUCCAUCCCCCACCGAUUCUUCCUCAAGGAAUUCGAGCGCGAGCAGGGCUACAAGCUACCUGCACUUGGCCAGUACGCCACUGGCAACCUGUUCUUCAAGCCGGACCCCACAGUCUUGGAUGAGACCAAGGCUAUGUUCGAGGAUGUUGCAGACCAGCUCGAUCUAAGAGUACUUGGGUGGCGAGUGGUCCCCCGAGACUCCACACUCCUCGGUCCUGCUGCGCUGUCACGAGAGCCGAUCAUUUUGCAGCCCUUCGUUGUUCUCAAGACCGCCUACGGAGACGCACGGCAGCCUAAGGAGAACUUCGAGAAGAACUACGACGCAGGGUAUUUCGAGCGCCAGCUGUAUGUCAUGCGCAAGCGUGCCACACACGUUAUCGGCCUACACAACUGGUUCUACAUCUGCUCGCUGAGCAACAAGAACAUUGUUUAUAAGGGUCAGCUGUCGCCUGUCCAGGUCUACGAGUACUACCACGACCUGCUCAACGUCGACUAUGAGGGUCACUUUGCACUGGUGCACUCGCGUUUUUCCACCAACACAUUCCCCUCAUGGGACCGCGCACAGCCUCUGCGAUGGGCAGCCCACAACGGUGAGAUCAACACAUUGCGAGGAAACAAGAACUGGAUGCGCGCGCGCGAGGGUGGUAUGAAGUCGAGCCUUUUCGGCGAGGAGCUUGAUCUGCUCUACCCCAUCAUUGAGGAUGGUGGUUCCGACUCUGCAGCUUUCGACAAUGUUCUCGAGCUGCUUACCAUCAACGGUGUUUUGUCUCUGCCAGAAGCAGUCAUGCUCAUGGUUCCUGAGGCAUGGCAGGGCAACCACACCAUGGACCCCGCCAAGCAGGCCUUCUACGAGUGGGCUGCUUGUAUGAUGGAGCCUUGGGAUGGUCCCGCUCUCUUCACAUUCUCUGACGGCCGUUACUGUGGUGCCAACCUCGACCGUAACGGUCUGCGACCUUGCCGUUACUACAUCAUGGACGACGACCGUAUUGUCUGCGCGUCUGAAGUUGGUACCAUCUCCAUUGACCCCGAGCGUGUUGUCCAGAAGGGCCGUCUGCAGCCCGGUAAGAUGUUGCUUGUCGACACUGUCGCUGGACGCAUUGUCGAUGAUGCUGAGCUCAAGAAGACUGUCUCUGAGCGCAGCGACUUCAGCGCAUGGAUCGAGAAGAACCUCCUUACCCUGCCCAAGAUCCUCAAGACCGUCAGCGAGAAGGGUCUUGACCUCUCGUACACACUCACAGAGUCCAAGCUUCACGAGGAUCCUCGUUUGCGAGCAUUCGGCUACUCACUCGAGCAGGUCAGCUUGCUCCUGGGACCCAUGGCUGCCGAUUCCAAGGAGGCUCUCGGAUCUAUGGGUAACGACUCUCCCCUUGCUUGCUUGGCUACUCAACCUCGCCUGCUUUACGAGUACUUCCGUCAGCUGUUCGCCCAGGUCACCAACCCUCCCAUCGACCCUAUCCGUGAGGCUAUUGUUAUGUCUCUCGAGGCAUACGUCGGUCCUCAGGGCAACCUUCUGGAGAUGGACGAGUCUCAGUGCCACCGAAUGCUUCUGCCCUCGCCUGUCUUGUCUCUCGAAGAGUUCACCGCUCUGACCAACACUCACACUCUUCACUCCGAGUGGACAGUCAAGAGCAUCGACAUCACUUUCGCGAAGAGCGAGGGUAUCGAGGGCUACAUGAGCACUCUUGACCGCAUCUGCGAAGAGGCUGCUGAGGGCGUCAACAACGGUGACAGCAUCAUUGUCUUGACCGAUCGUGCUGUCUCCAAGGACCGUGUGCCCGUCUCUGCCUGCUUGGCCACUGGUAUGGUCCACCACCACCUUGUCCGCAACAAGUGGCGUUCCAACGUUGCUCUCGUUAUCGAGACUGGUGAGGCCCGUGAGGUUCACCACAUGUGUGUCCUUGUCGGAUACGGUGCUGAUGCCAUCUGCCCUUACCUCGCUAUCGAGUGUAUCUUGAAGAUGCACCGUGAGGGUGUCAUCCGCAAGAAGCUCAGCCCUGAGCAGCUUAUCGACAACUACAAGCACUCUUGCGACGGUGGUAUCUUGAAGGUCAUGUCCAAGAUGGGUAUCUCCACCCUUCAGUCCUACAAGGGCGCUCAGAUCUUCGAGGCUCUUGGUCUCGAUGACUCGGUUGUCGACCGCUGCUUUACUGGUACUGCCUCUCGUAUCAAGGGUAUGACUUUCGACCUCAUCGCCCAGGAUGCUCUGGCUCUCCACGAGAAGGGUUACCCAUCCCGUCCCAUCGUCGAGGUUCCCGGUCUUGCUGAGACUGGUGAGUACCACUGGCGUGACGGUGGCGAGCCCCACAUCAACGACCCUACUGCCAUGGCCAACAUCCAGGAUGCCGUCCGCACUAAGAACGACAAGUCAUACGAGGCAUACUCCAUCGCCGAGUACGAGCGCAUCAAGGACUGCACGCUCCGUGGUCUCCUGGACUUCAACUUCGACGACCGCACACCCAUCCCCGUCGACCAGGUUGAGCCAUGGACAGACAUCGUGCGCCGUUUCGUUACUGGUGCCAUGUCGUAUGGUUCCAUCUCUAUGGAGUCUCACUCUACCCUUGCUGUCGCCAUGAACCGUCUUGGUGGCAAGUCCAACACUGGUGAGGGUGGUGAAGACCCCGAGCGCAGCUUGCGCAUGGAGAACGGUGACACCAUGCGUUCUGCCAUCAAGCAGAUCGCUUCCGGACGUUUCGGUGUUACCUCCAACUACCUCGCUGAUGCCGAUGAGCUCCAAAUCAAGAUGGCUCAGGGUGCUAAGCCUGGUGAGGGUGGCGAGCUUCCUGGACACAAGGUAUCUGGCUCCAUCGCCAAGACUCGUCACUCUACUCCUGGUGUCGGUCUUAUCUCGCCUCCUCCCCACCACGACAUCUACUCCAUCGAGGAUCUCAAGCAGUUGAUCUACGACCUGAAGUGCUCCAACCCCCGCGCUCGUGUCUCCGUCAAGCUCGUCUCCGAGACUGGUGUUGGUAUUGUCGCCUCUGGUGUCGCAAAGGCCAAGGCUGAUCACAUCCUGAUCUCUGGUCACGAUGGUGGUACUGGUGCCUCUCGAUGGACUGGUAUCAAGUACGCCGGUCUCCCCUGGGAGUUGGGUCUUGCCGAGACUCACCAGACUCUUGUCUUGAACGACCUUCGUGGCCGUGUCAUCGUUCAGACUGACGGUCAGCUCCGCACCGGACGUGAUGUUGCCAUCGCCUGUCUGCUUGGUGCUGAGGAGUGGGGUUUCGCUACCACUCCCCUGAUCGCCAUGGGCUGCAUCAUGAUGCGCAAGUGCCACUUGAACACCUGCCCUGUCGGUAUUGCUACCCAGGACCCUGAGCUGAGGAAGAAGUUCGCCGGUACACCCGAGCACGUUAUCAACUUCUUCUACUACAUCGCUAACGAGCUUCGUGCCAUCAUGGCCAAGCUUGGCUUCAGGACCAUUAACGACAUGGUCGGCCAUUGCGAGGUCCUUCGCAUCCGUGACGACCUCCGCACAGCCAAGACCGAGAACAUUGACUUGUCCUUGAUCUUGACUCCCGCGCACACCCUCCGCCCUGGUGUUGCUACCUUCAACGUUCGCAAGCAGGACCACCGUCUCCAUGUCCGUCUAGACAACAAGCUCAUCGCUGAGUCUGAGCUUGCCCUUGAGAAGGGUCUGCCCGCUCGCAUCGAGUGCGAUGUCGUCAACACCGACCGUGCCCUUGGUGCUACGCUCUCCUACCAGGUCAGCAGGCGUUACGGCGAGGCUGGUCUGCCUCAGGACACCAUCCACGUUAACAUCCGUGGUUCUGCUGGUCAGUCCUUCGGUGCUUACCUUGCCCCUGGUAUCACUCUUGAGCUUGAGGGUGACGCCAACGACUACGUCGGUAAGGGUCUGUCAGGUGGUCGCUUGAUCGUCUACCCACCGCGCACUGCAGUCUACCGUGCCGAGGAGAACGUCUUGAUCGGUAACGUCUGCUUGUACGGUGCCACCCAGGGUACCUGCUUCUUCCGUGGUAUCGCUGCAGAGCGCUUCUGUGUCCGUAACUCCGGUGCCACGGCCGUUGUUGAGGGUGUUGGUGACCACGCUUGCGAGUACAUGACUGGCGGUCGUGUUCUUGUGCUCGGCUCUACCGGUCGCAACUUCGCUGCCGGUAUGUCUGGUGGUAUCGCUUACGUCCUUGACAUCCACCAGGACUUCGAGCAGAAGGUUAACCAGGAGAUGGUUGAGCUCUCCCCCAUCGAGGAACCUGAGGAGAUCGCGUUCGUUCGUGGUCUCAUCGAGGACCACCACCACUACACUGGCUCCGAGCUCGCCGCCCGCAUUCUGCUCGACUUCACACGCGCUCUGCCCCGCUUCGUCAAGGUCAUGCCCGUUGACUACAAGCGCGUUCUGCUAGAGGAGAAGGCUAAGGCUGCUGAGAAGAAGCGGUCGGAGUACCCUCUGCCCCUUCUUGCCGGCAACCCGGUUCGCACUGCCCACGAGGACUCCCGCAAGAACGAGCACGAGCACGAGGCUAAGGAGAAGAAGGCCGACCUCCUCGACAUUGAGGAGAGUGUCACUGACGCUAAGGCUGAGAAGAAGAAGGCACUGGUUCUUGACAAGACUCGUGGUUUCAUGAAGUACCAGCGCCGCUCUGAGAAGUACCGCAACCCUAAGACCCGUACUCGUGAUUGGGCCGAGCUGUCCCAGCGCCUUAACGAGGACGAGCUGAAGUACCAGACUGCUCGUUGCAUGGACUGCGGUGUUCCCUUCUGUCAGUCUGACACAGGUUGCCCGAUCUCCAACAUCAUUCCCAAGUGGAACGAGCUUGUCUUCCAGGGCCAGUGGCGCGAUGCGCUCAACCGUCUCCUCAUGACCAACAACUUCCCCGAGUUCACUGGCCGUGUCUGCCCUGCUCCUUGCGAGGGUGCUUGCGUUCUCGGCAUCAACGAGGACCCCGUUGGCAUCAAGUCUAUUGAGUGCGCUAUCAUUGACCGUGGUUUCGAGAUGGGCUGGAUGGUGCCUUCGCCACCCCAGAACCGCUCUGGCAAGACUGUUGCCAUCAUUGGUUCCGGUCCUGCUGGUCUCGCCUGCGCUGAUCAGCUCAACAAGGCUGGUCACACCGUUACUGUCUUCGAACGCGCUGACCGCUGCGGUGGUCUCCUCAUGUACGGUAUUCCCAACAUGAAGCUCGACAAGAAGGUUGUUCAGCGUCGUAUUGACUUCCUCGCCGCUGAAGGUGUCAACUUCAAGACUGGUGUCACCGUUGGUGAGGACGGCUCCGAGAACCUCGACUCCCUCCGCAGCCAGUACGAUGCUGUUGUGUUUGCCACUGGUGCUACCGUCGCCCGUGAUCUGCCCAUCCCUAACCGCAACCUGGAGGGCAUUCACUACGCCAUGCAGUUCCUGCACAAGAAUACCAAGUCUCUCCUCGACUCUGAGCUUGCCGACGAUGCAUACAUCUCCGCCAAGGACAAGCACGUUGUCGUCAUUGGAGGUGGUGACACUGGUAACGACUGCAUUGGUACCUCCGUUCGUCACGGUGCCAAGUCAGUUGUCAACUUCGAGCUGCUGCCUCAGCCUCCUGCUGAGCGUGCCCGCGACAACCCUUGGCCUCAGUGGCCUCGUAUCUUCAGGACCGACUACGGUCACAACGAGGUCAAGACUCACAUGGGCAAGGACCCCCGUGAGUACUGCGUUAUGUCCAAGGAGUUCGUCGAUGACGGUGCUGGCAAUGUCAAGGGUAUCAAUACUGUCCGUGUUGAGUGGACCAAGUCUGCCUCUGGCGGUUGGGACAUGAAGCACGUCGAGGGUAGCGAGCAGUUCUUCCCCGCCGACCUCGUCCUCCUCUCCAUGGGUUUCUUGGGUCCUGAGCAACGCGUCAUGAACGAGGUCAUCGAGCUUGAUGGUCGCAAGAACAUCAAGACGCCCCCUGGCAAAUACAACACCAACCUACCCGGUGUCUUCGCUGCUGGUGAUUGCCGUCGUGGCCAGUCCCUCAUCGUCUGGGGUAUCAACGAGGGUCGCCAGUGCGCUCGCGAUGUCGACUCCUUCCUCACCGGAUACGGCACUCAGCUUCCUGUUACUGGUGGUAUCGUCAAGCGCUCUCCUCUGAUGAAUACCACCAAGAACGAGAUCCCGGUGGCCGCCUAA
This is a messenger RNA of Macroventuria anomochaeta, 6405 nucleotides long. Its product is annotated as glutamate synthase. The transcript has 4 exons. Bases 1 to 6405 code for a protein of 2134 amino acids. Lineage: Eukaryota; Fungi; Ascomycota; Dothideomycetes; Pleosporales; Didymellaceae. Gene Ontology annotation, molecular function: FMN binding; flavin adenine dinucleotide binding; glutamate synthase (NADH) activity. The record is from RefSeq and is a predicted model, not a curated record.